GUGAGCUGAGAGAGAAAACGCAACAACAUCCAGAACAGCUCCAAAACAUACAGGUGAAAGAACUAACCUCACAGCUAUUGAAUUGUUUUUAAUUGAAAGUUCCUUAGCCAGUGUCAAGCAAGGACUGGACAAAUGACGCUGGAAGCAGAAAAGGCUUAUGAUGGGAUGGAGCUGUUGGACCUGCUCUUCGAUCAGAAUGAUGGGAUUUUGCGUCAUGAGGGCUUUGGGCAACACAACUGCCCAAGCUGGCCAACUACAGAGCACAGUUUGCUGAGCCCUGCGGAGGGGAGCGACGAGUUUCUCAGUGCUCUGCUCGGCGGCAGUGACUCCGUCUCUGGCUCCCCCCUGUGGUCGCCGGCUGCCAGUGAUAGCGGGAUCAGCGAGGACCCGCAGUCUGACCAGCUGGACAGCCCCCCGCCGUGCCGACCCCCAGACAGCCCCCACCUCAAGCCCCCCUACCCGCCUGUGGCCCCAACAUCUCAACACCCCCCCCCAGCCCUGCCGCUGGACUCCCAGGAGCCUGACGUCUCCAUUGACCUCGGGGGCUGGGAGUCAGGGUUUUUCGUGGAGAGACCCUCCAACGGCUCCCACCUGGGUGAGGACCAGAAAGCCCAGGGCGUCCAGAGAAUUCAGAUGUUAUCCAGUUUCCCACUGACCGUCAAGGACCUGCUGCUGUCCAGCAGCUCUGAGCCGCCCCAGCAGCAAUCCCAGCAGCCCUUCCAGGAGCUGGUCCUCAACGAGGACGAGAAGAAGCUGCUGGCCAAGGAGGGCGUGAGUCUGCCCAGCCAGCUGCCUCUGACCAAGUAUGAAGAGCGCAUCCUGAAGAAGAUUCGGAGGAAGAUCCGAAACAAGCAGUCUGCCCAGGAGAGCCGAAAGAAAAAGAAGGAAUACAUUGAUGGCUUGGAGAGCAGGAUGGCAGCUUGCAGUGCCCAGAACCAGGAGCUACAGAGGAAAGUGUUUCAACUGGAGAAACGCAACUCGUCUCUGAUGGAGCAGUUGCGCAGACUGCAGACACUGGUUAUGAGCAGCUCCAACAAGACGGCCCAGACUGGCACUUGCAUUAUGGUGCUCCUGCUGUCUUUCUCCCUCAUCCUGUUCCCCUGCCUGCGCCCCUUCUCCAGCAGCACCGUGAGCCAGGAGGGAGACUUCAGCCCCGUGAGAGUUCAGUCACGGUCACUGCACGACGUGGAGUCCUCUCGGGUGUCCCACGCCGUAGCUCAUGACCGCGCCCAUUCCGCGCCAGAGCCGGGCGGAGCAGCUCCCGGGCCCUCAGGGGAGGAGGAGGGGAAGAUGAUGCCACCGUUCGGCAAGCUGAGCCAGGGGAGUGGUCUCCCUUUCGCUGACUUUGCCUCCACCCACAUCAACCACACCCAUGACGUGGAGGAGCGCGGCCAUCACCAGGGCGACCCCAUCACGGGCCACGUUGCCACGGUGAGCUGGACUGAGCAUCAUGGGGGAAAGACGCCCCUCCCUAAUCACGCCGAUGAGAUGUGAGGAGACGAGAGAGCACCUCCUCACAUCUCAUUUAUAAAUACACUGAUGUUGCUUUUGUGUUGUUAAUAUUAUUUUUUAUCUGCUAAGCUUCUUGUAUUUUAUUAUUUUUUUUUAUAAAUAUCUGUUAAAGUUGCAGCGAGAUAUCAUCCCGGUGCCCGUUUCAAUGAAAAUCUUCAAAGUAAAUCCAAGUAUUUGAUCUGACGAGCAACCAAUUUGAAUUGUCAUGUUAACAUUGUUUGCAUCUAGGUGUCAAGCAGAAAAUCAGCCUGUAAAUGAAAGGAAGUAGCUGAACGCAGGAAGAAAGGAUUAAUUUUCUUCAUGCUAUGAAAAAUGCUGAUCUUGCUCUUCGAGAGUUUGCGAGCAGAGCAUAUUUCAAAGUGGAAGUUGCUUAGUGCUGGCCUUGAAUGAACUUGUGCCUGUUGAUGUGGAGCAUUCACACAGGGUCUGAUGAGGAGAGGCAGAGAGGGUGGCUGGAGGGAGUGAGAGAAAAGGAGCUCCUUUUUGUCAAACACAGUCAACGUGUGGCACCGAUCGGUUCAUCUCUUCUCAACAGGUCAAAAUCCCGUCCUUCGCUGUCCAGCUCUGCUUUUUUGUGAAUUCAAAUUUAAAACACACCAAUGAAUGCAUGUGUUAGUUAGACAGGUUUAGUCCGUUUACAAUAAUACUACACACUCGUAACAAAAACACACAAACAAUCAGAUACAAGUAAAUGAAUAUGUGCCAGUUAAUUCAGUUAAACACAACACUGUCAUUUCCUACAGAAUGAUGGGAGUUAAUUACUGUAGUUUAAUUAAGUUUGGGCCAAUAUGGUGACUCAGGUGCAAGAGUGCCUUAACAGCUGACAGCUUCUCUUUCUCCUGUGAACUCCAGGUUCAAUGUUAAUGACACCUGUAUGAGAUUGUGGGUAUGUGGUGUUGGUAGGGAACAAAGGUUUUCACUGUUUAAAUAUUUAAAAGUUGUUUUUUUUUAAAUACCCUUUUCUUCAUCCUACAGAAUUUAAGUGUCCUGUACUUAUUUUUUUUUAAAUUGUGAAAACAAAAAUAAAAAAAACAACAUCAAA
Molecule: messenger RNA, 2554 nt
Organism: Lepisosteus oculatus (spotted gar)
Lineage: Eukaryota; Metazoa; Chordata; Actinopteri; Semionotiformes; Lepisosteidae
Gene: creb3l3a
Product: cAMP responsive element binding protein 3-like 3a
Biological process (GO): regulation of transcription by RNA polymerase II
Cellular component (GO): nucleus
Molecular function (GO): RNA polymerase II cis-regulatory region sequence-specific DNA binding; DNA-binding transcription factor activity, RNA polymerase II-specific
Source: RefSeq, a predicted model, not a curated record